ACUGACUAAGAGAGAGUACCGCAGUGCCGGAUCAGGGUCCUCCCCAGACUCCACUCCCUGAUCCAAAGGAGUUGAUCUGCUCUUUUCAACCCUAUAUGCUUCAUUGACUCAAGGACUAACCUUAUUGGUUGACGAGCAUUACUAGACUAUUCUGAUGAAAUGUAAUCCAAACCAUUCAUGCACUCCUUGCUCUAAAUAUGCAUGUUUUACUUUAUAUUUUAUAUGGCACUGUCUGGCUGCAUUCCCCUCACUGUUUCACUGGGGCGUGGAACUUUUUGCGACAGUAUGUGAAACCCACCCCAUCUCAGGGCAAAUUCUUGGGCAGGGCAGUCAUUUCACACGUCCAUAGUUAUUACAGCAGCAGCAGGUCCACCCCAACUGCCCAGCUGCAGUCUCUGGGAGUGUAGUGGAGCUCAGGCACCAUGGAGGCUGUGCGGCCGGGCAGUGCAGUGAGGAGGGAGCCCCACACCUGCCCUGUGUGCUUCAGAGAGUUUGACCAGCAUUGCUGCCUGCCCUGCACCCUGCCCUGCCAGCACACAUUCUGUCACGAGUGUCUGCUGCACCCGAGCUUGGCGCCGGGGGGGCGAGUUCGCUGUCCCCUGUGCCGGAGCCUCUCCUGGACACACAGCACCUUGAUCAGAAAGACCGCCGGGCACCUGUGGGGGGGACCAGUGAGACUACAGCCUAUGGAGGAGGAGGUGGAAGAGGAGGGAGGGACACUGUCCUCAGAUCCCAGCCCCAGCCCUGGAGAGAUCCCAAGCCCGCCCCUCCUGGUUUCAGGUCUGAGCCUCGCUGUAGGGGUCCAGAACUCUCCAGAUCUGCGCUGCCCCCUCUGCUCCCAGCACCUCCACCUCACCCCCGGCUGGCCGCGCACACUGGACUGCACCCACACGCUCUGCGAGGGCUGCCUGACUCGCCUCCUCUCCUCCUCCCCCGGCCGCUGGGUCCGCUUCCUCUACUGCCCCGCCUGCAGCGGACAAUCAGCUGUGUUCUUGCAGAGCCGCGCCCCGCCGCCACUCCUAGGCGUCUGGGAUCACAUCCUGCCCCCUUCCUCUCCAGGACUGGACCCCGCACGCAUCGACGCUCCUGGGAACAUUACCAGACCGGAGCCAGGUGCACGGGGAGAUUCCCAGGACACCGCGGAGAGCCCGUGCUGCAGGUACACAGCUUCCUGUGUGCUGCUAUAGUGGAGCUGCUUUUCAUACCCCGC
Molecule: messenger RNA, 1210 nt
Organism: Acipenser ruthenus (sterlet)
Lineage: Eukaryota; Metazoa; Chordata; Actinopteri; Acipenseriformes; Acipenseridae
Product: RING finger protein 223-like
Exons: 1
Coding region: 423-1187 (254 amino acids)
Biological process (GO): protein ubiquitination
Molecular function (GO): ubiquitin protein ligase activity
Source: RefSeq, a predicted model, not a curated record